Anarrhichthys ocellatus (wolf-eel) is the source of this 7752-nucleotide messenger RNA. RefSeq names its product leucine rich repeat containing 7 (gene lrrc7). The coding region runs from base 1118 to 6274 and encodes 1718 amino acids. Gene Ontology annotation, biological process: establishment or maintenance of epithelial cell apical/basal polarity; neurotransmitter receptor transport postsynaptic membrane to endosome; neurotransmitter receptor transport, endosome to postsynaptic membrane. Gene Ontology annotation, cellular component: adherens junction; postsynaptic density; postsynaptic membrane. The transcript is spliced from 35 exons. NCBI's taxonomy places the organism in Eukaryota, Metazoa, Chordata, Actinopteri, Perciformes, Anarhichadidae. The record is from RefSeq and is a predicted model, not a curated record. Gene Ontology annotation, molecular function: protein kinase binding.
AGGCGGGCCCAGCGGUUCCCUAGGUUACCUGCGUGAUUGACGUUCAGCCUCCUGCAGCGGAGCGCACAGCAGUGUAUCACUGAUGCUCCUGCUCCCCCCCGGACACUGUGGAGAAAUCUGGGAGAGAGGAAGAGACGGAGAGAAAAACACAAGCGCAGGAGGAAUGCUAAUUGUUUAAAGUCCUUCGCUGUCUUCCUCCCGCUCUCUUUACUGGAAAGAUGAAAGCUGGAGCGCUGGAAGAAGCCAGCUGAAGAAGGGGGAUUUGUUGGUAAGAGAAGCCCCUCACCACUUUUCUCUGGCUGUCUUGGCUGCACCAGUCACCUGUCCAAGCCAGCACUGUGAAUUAUGGGAUAGCAGGAAACCUACAUGAAGACGGCACAAGAAGAUUCAUCGAGAAGACCGCUACUGACUGCUUAACCGAACGACAAACCGACUCAAACAUGUUCAGCAAAGCUUGGUACCCAUAAGGCCUUGCAGGGGCCCAGUGGGUGGGGUUACAAGGAGGCAGAGAUGAACCUGACCAACCACAGGCCGUCACCUGGGGAUAUAAGCUCCACCCACCACUGAUCUUCAGGGUAACUGACAACUGGACCAACGCCUUAUACGUCGGCAUCUCAACUUUCAUUGGCCAACAGUACAGAUGGGAGGAGACGCUCCUGCUGAAUGUGUUUUCCCUGCAGCGGGGUUUACGGUAACGGAGAAGAAGAAGAAGGGCACCCGCUCCUCUCUCGCUCACGGAUCCGUUCACCCGGUGUGAUUUUCAUCACCGCACACUGACCUUUCUCUUACCCGGAGUGCCCGCAUCUUGGCAUUUUUUUUUUUUACAUGGAGGUGGAGCGAGGCAUCUUGCAACGAAGAGAUCUGACUGAAAACGUUGUGGAACCGACUUGGAUUUAAACCGUACCGAGCGAUCCUGACAUGUGCUCACCUCCUCCGUUUUCUGGCCCCGGGGUUACUAAAGAUGCUGCUGGUCGCGCGGGUACCUGUCCUGGUUUCACACCGGCUCGGUUCGCCCCGGUAGACUGAUCCAGUCCGGUGCUGCGGUGUCCACGGGGGCAACCAGAGUGAUUUAAGAAAAAAUCAAAUAAAAACGGAUCCGCCACCAGCAGCUUGCCAGAUGGAUAACUACUCUACUCUACAACUGCAGUGUCUGGAAAUGACCACUAAGCGGAAGCUGAUUGGCCGGCUGGUGCCGUGCCGUUGUUUCCGUGGUGAAGAGGAAGUGAUCUCAGUGUUGGAUUACUCCCACUGCAGCCUGCAGCAGGUCCCAAAGGAAAUCUUCAGCUUUGAGAGGACUCUGGAGGAGCUCUACCUCGACGCCAACCAGAUUGAGGAACUACCCAAGCAACUCUUCAACUGCCAGGCCUUGAAGAAGCUGAGCAUGCCUGAUAACGACUUGUCCAACCUGCCCACCACCAUCGCCAGCCUGGUUAACCUCAAAGAGCUAGACAUCAGUAAAAACGGUAUCCAGGAGUUUCCCGACAAUAUAAAAUGCUGUAAAGGCCUGUCUGUGGUGGAGGCCAGUGUUAACCCUAUCACCAAACUCCCAGAUGGUUUUACGCAGCUCCUGAAUCUGACCCAGCUCUUCUUAAACGAUGCCUUCUUGGAGUAUCUGCCGGCUAACUUUGGCAGACUCUCCAAACUACGGAUCCUGGAGCUCAGAGAGAACCACCUGAAGACCAUGCCAAAGUCCAUCCACAGACUGACACAGUUGGAGAGGUUGGAUCUGGGUAGCAAUGAAUUCUCUGAAAUGCCGGAGGUGUUGGAACAGAUCCACAACCUCAGAGAGCUGUGGCUGGAUAACAAUUCUCUACAGUGUAUACCAGGGGCGAUAGGAAAACUUCGUCAGUUGCGGUACUUUGACUUAGCUAAGAACCGCAUCGAGACGUUGGACACGGAAAUCUCAGGCUGCGAGUCCUUAGAAGACCUGCUGCUGUCCUCCAACAUGCUGCAGCACCUCCCUGACUCUAUAGGAAUGUUAAAGAAGCUGACAACAUUGAAGGUAGAUGACAACCAGCUGACCUCACUGCCUAACACCAUCGGGAGUGCGAAGCCCAAGCAAGGUCUGUCUCUAUUGGAGGAGUUUGACUGUAGUUGUAAUGAGUUGGAGUCGUUGCCUUCCACUAUCGGCUACCUGCACAACCUGAGGACCUUCGCUGCUGACGAGAACUUCCUCUCAGAGCUGCCGCGGGAGAUCGGUAACUGUAAGAAUGUGACGGUAAUGUCAAUGCGGUCAAACAAACUGGAGUUUCUCCCUGAUGAGAUCGGACAGAUGACCAAACUACGAGUUCUUAACCUCAGUGACAACAGGUUGAAGAAUCUACCGUUUACCUUUACUAAGCUGAAGGACCUGGCAGCUCUCUGGCUUUCUGACAAUCAGUCCAAGGCUCUGAUCCCACUGCAGACAGAAGCCCACCCUGAAACCAAACAGAAGGUUUUGACCAACUACAUGUUUCCUCAGCAACCGCGACAUGAUGAGGAUUACCAGUCGGACAGUGACAGCUUUAAUCCUACUCUGUGGGAGGAGCAGAGACAGCAGAGGAUGACUGUGGCCUUUGACUUUGAUGACAAGAAAGAAGAGGAAGACAACUCUGGGAAGGUCAAGGUGGAGAUAAACCUAAAACGCUACCCAACACCCUACCCCGAGGACCUUAAGAACAUGGUCAAGUCAGUGCAAAGCCUUGUGGGUAAAAGCGUACACCCCGGACACGGGCACCAGCACCAGCACCAACACCAGCACCAGCACCAGCACCAGCAUCAGCAUCCGCAUCAGCACCAGCACCAGCUGAGCACAGGCACUGCCACCUCGGCAGGAACCAACAUGGAACACACACACCUCAGCAAAGAACAGUACGAACCACCGUGGCCCCUGCCUCCGAAAGAGGUGACAGACAGAGAGAUGCAGGACUUCUCUCAGUCUCAGCUAAUGGAUCAGGGAUCAAUGCAUAACUCUGGCAUUGACAUUCCCAAGAGGAAGGACAAAGAGGACCUGACGGAGAGCUCAGAGGACUCGAUGGGCGGCUCUCCCAACGACAUCCGUAUUUCCGACAUGAGGCCCACCCUGGUGGAGCCGCCGAUGUACAAACCAAAGGUGGUUCUGCUGGGGAAGGACAAGAAAGAGUCUACAGAUGAAGAGGUGGAUAAGCUCCACUGUCUGAACCACAGCGGCUCCUCAGCCACUUACUCCGACUACUCUCCCUCACAGGGCUCCUCCGGCUCCUCCAACCCGCCCGGCAACGCUCACCCACACCCACACCAACACCCACACCAACACCAACACCAACACCAACACCCACACACACACACACACUCUCACGCACACCCACACGCACAUGCACCACAUCCACAUGCUCCCGCCCUUCCGGCCCUAAACAAGGACCAGGCCCCUCAAACACACUGGACCAACAGACUGGCUCAGUCUUUCCCCAAACCCAUUGACUCCAAGCCCCUGCUAUCUCAGAGAGAAACCCCUCCAUCAGGAACCCUGCAGCAGCGUGGCGAUCGACGCCCACUGAGCGAGCCUUUUGAUUGGUCUGAGGCUCCUCACUAUGACAACACAGGUUUUGAUCCCGAGGAGUCUCCUCUGGAUCCUCCGACCUCUACUGGGAGUCAGGGAAACCCGCCGCUGGGCUCCAAACCCCGCAGCCAGUCAACACAUGGGCGCCGCCCCCUCCUCAGGCAGGAGCGAAUUGUAGGAGUACCUCUGGAGCUUGACACUCAGACGCUCCCCUUCCACGGCAACCAACGCUCCACUCCGGACAAUGACCCACAGUCAGGACAUCCUUCCCAGAAUCCCUGGCAGAACUGGACCAGGACCCCCAGCCCGCUGGAGGACCGAACCGCUUUUCCCUCCAAACUGGACCUGACGCCUAGCUCUAGCCCCAACCCUGACCGCAAGGACCCAAGGCUGGAACAAGGCGCAGGGCCUUUGCCCGGCAGCUGGACGUACCACGAGAAUCAGGGGGAGCAGAACAGGAAGGAUCAGCUAAGUGUCAGCGGGGGCAAUAAGGUGACCGUGGUGAUGAGUAAAAGCUCGGACCGCCUGUCCCCCAUGAUGAGGGAGACGAGAUCCAAGUUUAAGAAGUCACAGAGCAUCGAUGAGAUCGACAUUGGCUCCUACAAGGUCUACAGUAUACCCGUGGACAGCUACAGUUCAUCCAUUGAGCAACAGACUAGUUUGGACCGUCAAGACAUGCCCGGUUCUAUGGAGCAGACCACCAUGUCACGGUCACAGUCUGCCCCCAUGUUAGACGAUGAGCUGAUCUUCCCAGGACACGGAGCCAGCAACCAGAACCAGUCGGGACAGAACCAAAAACCUGCCAUCCCGCACAAGGCCUACCACUUUGACCACAACUACAACCCCCAGGUGACCAUGGACCGACGGGUACCUCCCCCCUUCCCCAAUACACCCGAUUAUGUCAACCAGUCAUCGAAAGCCUUGGAGUACAUCAGUCAACCAGGGAAAACAUUACCCAAGGAGUUGGUGAGCCCUCGGUAUCGUGCAUAUCCACCGCUGGAGAUGUUUUCUUUCCCCCAAUCGCCAAUCAACCAAGAUGGUCCGCCCAGCCAACAUCAGCAGCCGAUCCCGGCACAGCGCUCUCGGCCAGGGUUUUUGAGGAGAGCAGAUUCAUUGGUGAGCUCUACAGAGCUCGCUUUGUUCCGCAGAGUCCAUGAAGCCCAGCAGGAGGCGCUGCAGGAAGCUCAGUACAGACAGCAGGCGGACCCCCCUCUUUAUGGUCGGGCUCUGGCCUACUCCACCCCCAUGGAGCACUCUGCUCUCACCAACAUGGCCGACAGCCAGAGCCAGAUGAUGCACAACAAGAGAAACGGCCGCUACGAUGACGACUAUCCCACCUACCAGGAACAGAAGAAGCCCAUGAUUGGUUAUCCGACCAAGAGCCUGACUCAGCGCCGCCCCCUGUCUGCCAGGAGCUACAGUACUGAGACUUAUGGAGCAUCCCAGGCGCGUCCAGUGUCAGCUCGUCCCACCAUGGCUGCCCUGCUGGAGAAAAUGCCCCCUGACUACACUCUGGCAACCUGCCCUGAGAAACCCUCUGAUGACACCAUCAAAGUAAGACCUGGCGUACCACUGAAGGCUGACGACAUCACCUCCAGGAUGCCUGCCGAUUGGAGGCAACAGCUACUUAGGCACAUAGAGGCCAAACGAUUGGACAGGAGUGGUGUCCUAAAGCACAACACGCUCACGCUGGGCAUGCUCUGUCAGGGCGGGGGUCAUGGCCAGGGUCGCAGCAGCACUUUGAACUUUAAUCUUUACAAUAACACUAAGCAUGAGCCCCCUGCUGGCCGCUGGCUGCCACUACCUCCUCCUCCGUCUGCUAAAGCUACCCCCUCUCAGCAGGCGGCCAUGCUGGAUAAUGACCAGGAGGGGCUGUCAGGGAGCAACCAGUGGGCUCCCUACUCACUUGGCAGGAGGGACGUCCCACCUGACAACCUCAUGAAAAAGAGUGGCCACUCGCACAACCCUUCGCACCAGUCACACAACACCAUGAUCGUCACUUCCUCUUCCUCCUCCUCCUCCACUACGCCUCACCGGGUAGUCGUACAGCAGGGCUACGACGGCAUGAUGAACAAAGGGGGCCAAUACCAACCGGGCAUGCCCUUGUCCGUGGUCCCCUCUGGGGGGCCUGGGCAGUACCAAGGCAACAUGUCUCAAGGCCAUCCUGCUCCUGGACAGGGUUACCCCGGCUCCGGCAUGCCCAUGGCCCUGUCCCCGUCUGGGAACCAGCCCCAGUACAACCCCCAUUCCUCCCACACGUCCCAUCAGCCCGCCACCAACCCCCAGUACCACGGCAACCAGGGCAUGGUCCAUAGCAACCAGGGCAUGGUCCAUAGCAACCAGGGCAUGGUCCAUAGCAACCAGGGCAUGGUCCAUAGCAACCAGGUUGUCAUGGCUCACACCAACCCACGGCCUCAGAGCGCUCGCUGCCUGCUGCAGACUAAAGGCCAGAAGAGCACAGAUGGUUUCCAGGAACAGUUGUGUGUGAGAAUAGAGAAGAACCCUGGUCUUGGUUUCAGUAUCUCUGGUGGCAUCAGCGGCCAGGGGAACCCCUUCAAACCCUCCGACAUGGGUAUCUUUGUUACUAGGGUACAGCAUGACGGGCCCGCCGCCUCUGCCCUGCAGCCCGGAGACAAGAUACUGCAGGCUAACGGACAUAGUUUUUUACACAUGGAGCACGAGACAGCCGUCUCUCUGCUGAAGAGUUUCCAGCGGACGGUGGACAUGUUUGUUCUGAGAGACAGCAGCACUUGCUAAAAAAUAGUUUUAUAACAAACAAACAAAAACAAAACACACCAACGCUUCUCUACUCUGCUCAUCGCCAUCCCAUGCCACCCCAGGCUUUUGGAACUGAAAUAUGAGCCGCCUUUUUUUACCUUUUUAGGGGAACACGCAGACAUUUAUUUGCCUAUUGCUGGACCAAAGGCAAAUACUAGUGCCAAAUGUACCAUAGGAAACAUAUCGGCUCUUCUGUCUCCCGGCGGUCAGGGACCUGAUCGACGUCUGGACAGACAACAAGAGGACUCCUUGAGUCCCUACAGGGCUGCUGCAGUUUGGAUUUUGUGGUUGUUAAUUCGGCAGUCAUCUGAUCAGUUUGAAGAGUGUUUUUUUUUGUAUUUCAGCUUUUCUCCACUGCCUUUUAUUUUGCUUUCCAUGUUAGAUAUUUAUUAGUUUGUUUUGGUGUAGCACAUGAUUCACAUUCCGUGUUCUUCAUUUGCAUUGUUCUCUUUUCUGUUGUCUUCUAUUCUGUUGUCUUCUUUUGACUUGUAUCUUCUGUUCUGUUCUUCUCUUUCUAUCGCUGUCUUGUGUUUUUAUUCUUUUCUGCUGUCUUCUGUUCUGCAGGUAUUUUUGCCUCCAGUGCACAGAAAGGAAAAACUUAAGACUUUCUGCCUUGUGUACAUAUAUAGAGCUGCAGCUUUCUGGAGCUGCACUCUCCUUGGGGCCUGGACAGACGGCUCUAAACGUUUAUGAUUAAUAUAAAUAUUGUUGAUAAACCACAUUCUGAAUUCUCUCUUACAAACAUACAGGGAUUAUUUCUCCAAAUGGACAAUUUUCUAUAAGUAUACCACUGAUUUUUUUUUUUUCCUGUAAAGAAAACACUGUUGAUAGUUCAUUACUGCUUCUUGUUUUAUUUGUGUUUUUUUUUUUUUUUAAACUGUUGCUUGCACAGGUGUACUGAUAAGAGCUAAAGCAAUACUACUGAUGCUCGGCCCAUUGAGAUUUUCAGCAGAGCCCAAUUUGUCCUACAGUGCCAUCUAUUGAGCAAAUCACGCUAAUGUUUACACACACUGCCAUGCACAUGAGCUAACAGGCAAACACACACACACACAUGUACACAGUAGACAUAUGUGGCCCCACACACAACACAUAUGCAAUGGUGCGCUCUGUCCAUAAUGAAGCCCUGUCUAUAUUCUAGCCUGAUUCUACAAUUCAACUGCUACAAUAAAACCAGUCGCACACACUCACACACUGUAACAUUACUCAUAAUAUCUGUGACAUAUUCUGAAGUUCUGUUUUCUAGUGUUGUUACAGCAAUGUUACAUCCUUUUUUCAGCUGUUUGAGUUGUAUGAUAAAGCCACAGCAUGCUUUCAUAUUGUUGGUCACUCUCAGCCAGCCAUUUUCCAUUGGCUUAUAGAGUUCUCUACUUUGUAGAAGAAUCAUGCUGUAUUAUACCACUGAGUUUCAGUGAGACUGAUGUUCUGUAGUUGGUGCCAUAUGGACCCUCUGCCCCUCC